AUGGCCAGCCAGCACAAGCUCGUUGUUGACCAACAGCUACUACACCUAUACUACCAAAACUUCCACCCAGCACAUCCCAUUCUCAUACCGCUCUCUGCCCUGCAAGGUUCGCUGGCAGAGUACAUACCACCACAACUUCUCACAGUGAUGCGCUAUAUCGGAGCCCACUACCACCGCGACGAGUCCAUACGCCAAACCCUCAAGGCGAGUGCACUCGAAACCACCUCUUUCACAUCCCCAGACGCUGCCACGGAUGGGUUCUGGGUGCAGUGUAUGCUCCUGCUUGCCAUUUCCGAGCAUGCUCACGACGGCGAGAGCAAGACAUUCAUCGAGCCGGCAGUCAGCCGCUCGCUCGAGCUGGGUAUGCACGACUCGUCGUUUGCCAAAGGGCAUGGGUUUGACUCACCGUUUCUGGAGGAGAUGUGGCGUCGUACAUACUGGGAGCUGUAUGUUGUGGAUGUGCUGCUCAGUGCGCCGCGCCAGCAGGAGUCGUUGCUCUAUCUCAUGGAAUCGGAUGUGAGUCUGCCGUGUGACGAGGUUUUGUACAACGAGGCUGAGUCAACCAUUCCGCAAGGCUGCCUGCUCAAAGACCUGACCGAGGACUCAUCUCGAGGCCCGCAAGACGUCAAGUUCUCCUCCUUUGCAUACCGCAUCAAUGCCACCCGACUUUUAGGACAGGUAUUGUCUCUGCCUGGAGCAGUGACAGACAAUAUCUUCAAAGACACGGACAACGCCUUGUCCGAAUGGCAGCGUCAAUUCCCAUUCCGCGCGGACGAUUUUCAAGCAGACUCGACGCAUUUUGGCGAGAUGAUUUUCCAGGCUCAGAUGAUCGUCCACUCAGCAGUGAUAUACCUCCACCAACCCCUUUCCAACCUCCCACGACUCUGGGCCAAGGGGCAGGACAGCAGCACCAGCCAGCCAUCGAUAACCAGCCGCUUCUUCUUCCCGCCGUCAUCAUCAUCAUCAACAACGACAUCAUCAAAUAAUAAAACCGAUAUAUUCAAUCCGCACACCACCAGAAUCAUGCAGGAAGCCGACUCGCUCACCAAACUGCUCACGCAAACACACUCUGCAGUCGAACGGCACAGCCCAUUUUUGAUCCACGGCGUGGUCGUGGGGUCUUUGGUGUAUGUAGCGGCAUACGUGCAAUCGCCCGGCGAAAAUGACUUGUCCAAGCAGCGCAUGUCGCUGGCGGUCGGGGUGUUGAAGAAGCUCGGGGUUACGUGGCCGUUGGCCGGCACGGUGAAGAAGGAGCUGAGCCAGAUCUAUCGGGAUGCUGUCAGUGAUUCUGGGUAG
Molecule: messenger RNA, 1296 nt
Organism: Talaromyces rugulosus
Lineage: Eukaryota; Fungi; Ascomycota; Eurotiomycetes; Eurotiales; Trichocomaceae
Exons: 3
Coding region: 1-1296 (431 amino acids)
Biological process (GO): DNA-templated transcription
Molecular function (GO): zinc ion binding; DNA binding
Source: RefSeq, a predicted model, not a curated record